UUAUAUAAAAUAUCCCUUUUAUGUUGCUUUGUUGUUUUAUGUUAAGCUUGAAAAUAGUAAUUAAGAAAUUUAUAUGCUAGGUGAAGAAGAUGUUCCCUCUCUGGAAGUUUCAGAAGAAGGCGGUCUGUUUUGGAAGUUCUGCAGUUGGAUAAUAAGAGGAAGACGAACCACAAGUAGCUCGCAUGAAGAUUCACCAAGAAAGGACAUCAGUCAUAAUACAAAAACAGUACUUCCUCUUUGCAAAGAACUAAAAGUUGUUGACAUAGAACUGAGUAAUAAAAAUUUUAAAUCAGUGAUAGAGUCAAGCCUAGAGAAAACUAAAAUAAGAUUCAUUUGCCCUGACGAUUCGGAUAAAUAUUAUCCAAGUGAUUACUUUUUAGCAAAAAUAGCAUCUAGAGUUUACAACGAACAGAGCUCAGACGAUUGUCUGGAGAAGGGAUGGGUUUUGUUGACUACGGCUGAUUCCAGCGAUGGCUAUGUUGGUGCUGCAUAUUGGAAUGCCAAAAACCUGCAGGUUGUUGUAGCCCACAAAGGGACACAAAAUGUAAAAGAUAUUUGGGCAGAUUAUCAGGGUAUAUUUUCAAAAAAAUAUACUUCUCAAAUGAGUUCCGCAGCCACGUUUUCAAGUAUUGUUAUAGAAACUCUCAAGGAACUGAAUAAGAAGUAUUCGACUGAUUUGAAUCUUUCCUGCGCUGGACAUUCAUUGGGAGGAUGGCUUGCCCAAGUAACAGCGUUUUCAACUCAAUACCUCACUAAGGCAAUCGAAGGUGAAGAAGAGUUUUUUGCUAUUCGUAAAAAUGAAAACGAAGGCUAUCAUACUCAUACUGUAGCAUUCGAUAGUCCCGGCUGUAAAGAUAUGCUGUUGAAAAUGGAAAGUGAUUUUGAUGUACGCCAUAGUGGUAGAGCCAAUUUAUCUUCCUUUUUGGAUGUCACAAUUUUCCUCUCGGCUCCAAAUCUAGUCAAUACUCGUAACUCACAUCUAAAUGUGGGUAAUUUAUAUAGGGUGUUUAUCGAUGACUUACCAGCAAGAAGGACCGGGUGGGAUCUUUUUCGAUAUACUACAGAAACUCAUAAGAUGGAUAAAAUUAUGAAUGGGCUUUCUUCCAUGGAAAACAGCUGUUCAUCGGGAAAGAUAAUGAAAGUAAUAGAUUGGCCACUAGCAAAAGAAGGGACAAGUGGAUUUUUGAGCGAAAACAUUUUUACUGAUAAAAACGAAUAUGAACAUUUUCAUAAAUUGGCAGAACGUACUGGUUCAUACAAUCCAACUCCAGAUGGUACAGAGUAUUGUACGCUUCGCUAUCAAGUUAAAGAGGUAGAAAAAGAUGAGUGCAGCGCUAAUGUUUUCAAACAAUCUGAGUUUGACUUUUUGGAGGGAUAUCAGGUGUUGAAACGAAUUUCAAUGCUUUCAAUCGUGCGUGACUUAAUGUUUCCACCUGAGAGUGAGACAGCAGAAAAGACAAAAGAAAAAACAGGAGAAAAGACUGAAGAAAAGAGAAAAAGCAAAAUAACAAAUGAAAAAGUAGAAGAAAUCUUAAAAUAUUUUGAGAUAAAAGCUGGGGAAGGACGAGGUGUUAUCAAGUGCAAUUCGGAAAAUGAGUUACAAAAAUUGAUUAUUUAUGUCAAAAUUAUUUUGUUUAUUUUUCCAAAUAUACAUUAUGAAAUCAAAGAUAAAUUAAAGAACUUGGAUGUUUAUAACAACGUUUAUGAAAAGCAGUCUCUCGAUUAUCUUGAUACUAUAAAGUCUGUAGAAAUUCGAAAUUCUUCUAUGGAAUCUAUUAUUUCGUUUUUAAGAAAUUCUAAAUUGCAAUUUUUGCGAUUCAUAUGCAAAGUGCACCCUGCCAUAGGAAUACAAAAAAUACGUGGCAUUCUUAAAAAAGCGAAAGAAGAUUAUCGAUAUAGCAAAGUAUUUUUUCUAAGUCUAGAUCAGCUUGUAAAUUUAGAACAGUUUUUUCCAUUGCAAAAUUUUUUAAUACAUUUGGAUAAAAAACUUUCUGUGUUAUUUGUAGUAGGGUGCAAUACCGAUUCUAAAAAAGCAGUUAAUCUGUUCAAGAAUUUAUUCAUUACUUUGAAAUCUAGACCUAAGUUUAAGUUAAUAUUAGUUUCGCAUGAAUACAACAGUUUAGAAGAUUGUUUUGGAAAUAAAAGGAAUCUUUGUAGUGAAAUAAAGGAUGAUUCAAGCAUUACAUUUCAAGAUUUAACUGAUGUAUCUCAAGAACAACUUUUAGAGAAAAAAGUUUGUUUUCAAGGAAAAGAGGUAGAUCUUGAUACUUUGAUAACGGAGGAGACGAAACAGCUAAUAGAUGUCCAAACAUUGUCUAAACUUAUCAACAAUGACACAAUAGAGAUAGGUAAACCCGUUCCUGAUUUAGGAGAUGUUAAGAAUUACUAUAUUGAUCAAACAUUUACUCGUCACGUUAAAGUAAAGAGUGAUAUCAAAGAGAACAAAUCUAAAUUUGUUUUUACUAAUAGUAAUACAUGUGAUACAUCAAAAUUCAAUCAAGGUGAAGACAUAAUUUUGAUCUCUGACAGAGAGGAUUAUUUUGAUGAAUUGAGUAAAAAGAAUGAAAAUCGUAAUGUCCACUGGCUAAAAGAAGAAGAUGACCAAUUUGUGUGGCAGAAAUCUUAUGGAACUUUAUCAAACUUGCGAGAGUUUAUAGAUACAGAGAAUGCCUCGGAAUGUAAUGACGUAGAUGGGUCCGUAGUAAUUAUAAGUUCAGUAUCGGGUGCGGGAAAAACCACUGUAUUGACAGAACUAGCACAAAGGUUAAAAAAGAACGAUCCUUCUUUGUGGGUUAUGAGAUUCAAUUUGAAUUCAUAUACUGAAAAGCUAGUAGGUGAAGAGUUUGUUAAUGAUACGGCCAAUGUUUUUGAAUUUCUACUGGAUAUAGCAAGUCUAAAUAGUCCAUUGGAGAAAGAUUUGUUUAAACAUAGACUGAAUUCCGAAGGUGGUAAAGUUGCUUUGCUAUUUGAUGGUUUUGACGAGAUUGUUCCUAAAUAUAAAGAGAAAGUUAUUGAACUAUUAAAAGUUCUAAAGAACUUAAAAAUAGAAAAGCUCUACGUAACUACGCGUCCACACAUGAAAAAUGAAUUAGAAGAUGCAUUAAAUAUAUUGGCAUAUACACUGAAAUUGAUGUCAAAAGAAGAUCAAAUAAUAUUUUUGAGAAAAUAUUGGAGUAAAGAACUGGAACUAAACAUUACCGAGGAGAGGAUUUUUAAAAUUUUCGCAAAACAAUUACUUGACUGCAUGUCACGUCCAAUUUCAGAUGAAAGAAAAGAAUUUACAGGGUUACCUCUUCAAACAAAAAUGCUGGCGGAAGUUUUUGGAAAGGACUUUAAAAACUUUUACAAAUCUCCCCUUCAAAAUAUGACAUCCUUGAUUAAGAAGCUGAAUUUACUGGAACUGUAUAAUGUCUUUGUGGAUAGCAAGUACAAACGACAUCUUGCAGAUAAAAAAAAUUUUGAUCUCACAAAAUCUGGUACAGAAUAUAAAAUACUGUACAACUCGUUUAUAGAAAAUCACUCUUUAUUAGCUUUAAACUCCUUUUUUGGGGAAAGCGACUUAAAUAAGUUUCUUUCUGAGGAGUUCAAACAACUGAAAGAGUAUACGAAACAGGUUCUGGAAGGAGAAGAAAACUCAGAAUUCAUUACCUGCAAUGUGGAUGGAAAAACAAGCUUUAUUCAUCCAAGCUUUGCUGAAUUUUUUGUUGCUUGUUUUUAUUGGAAGAACAUAGAAAAACAGGAAGUCAAAAAUUUUCUCUGUGAGCACAUUUUUAGCGAAGAUACUGAAUUAGUUCGGAUCUUCUUCGAUUAUAUGGCAAUUGACAACCAGGAUGAAUGUAAAGUACACAUUGCAGUCUUGAACAACGAUAUUAUUCAAAUUGAGCUAUUAUUUUCAGGUGCAGAGGAAUCUGGGGAUUUAAUUAAUGCUACUGAUAGUUUGGGAAGAACGGCGCUUCAUUUAGCGGCGCCAUAUGGUCACUUGACUACGGCCAGCAGUUUAUUAAAUCACGGCUACAAUGUUAACGCUCAAGACCAACUACUUUGUGGAGGUCCAUUAAGAUAUGCAGAUAAAUGCGGUCAUUGGUUUGUUGCUGAAAUGCUUCUAGAAAAAGAAGCGAAUUCUAUUGACAUGCCAAACUCAAAGGAAAUAAUUCAAAACUGUAUUGCUGGUGAACGAAGAAUUACAUUAUUGCAUAAUGCAUCAAUGGCAGGUUUAGUAAAUUUUCUUAAGGUUCUGAUUGAAAACAAACCUAAUUUUGUAAACGCAAUGGACGAAUUUGGUUUCACUCCUUUAUAUCAUGCUUUGAAUAAGGAUGUAGCUGAGCUAUUAAUAACCCGAGGUGCUAAUAUUAAUUGUAAGAACGACCGUGGUUGGACUCCUUUGCAUGCAAGUGUUGCUAAGAAAAACAAAGAAUUUGUCGAUUUUUUAAUUAAGCGAGGCACUAACAUCGAUGUUAAAGAUAACGAUGGCUUCACCCCUCUACACGUAGCAACUAUUUUAGAUGAUAACGAGUUAGCUGAUGUUCUAAUAACAAGACACGCUGAUAUUGAAGCUAAAGACGACAGCGGUGAAACUCCUCUGCAUUCAGCUUGUUUCGAAGAUAACAACGAGGUUAUGAAGCUUUUAAUUAAACAUGGCGCAAACAUUGAAGCUAAAAAUUUUGGUGGUCUUACUCCUUUACACAUAGCUGCCGCUACAGAUAAUUCUAGAAUUGUUAUGUUUUUUAUAAAUAGAGGAGCCAAUGUUGAAGCUAUGGAUAACGGUUGUCGUACGCCACUGCAUAUAGCAGCUGCCGGAGAUAGCACAUCGGUUGUGGAAGUUUUAAUCACAAAUGGAGCUAAUAUUGAAUCUAAAGAAUGCUGUUAUCGUACGCCACUACACAUAGCUGCUGUGAAAGAUAGUGCUUCAGCUGCCAGAGUUCUAAUAAUAAAAGGUGCUUGUGUUAAUGCUAAAGAUAUUGAUUGUCGUACACCACUGCACGUAGCUGCUGAGGAAAAUAGUGCUAGAGUUGCUGAGAUUUUAUUAAUGAAUGGUGCUGAGAUUGAAGCUAAAGAUGCCUGGGGUUGGACUCCUUUGCCCUUAGCUUUUGAACGUUCUAGUGUAGAUGUUGCCAAAUUUUUAAUGGAAAAAGGAGCUGAUAGAUUAUCCAGAGAUAACUCUGGAUAUUCUAUUCCACAAAAAGAUAUUGAACUAAGAGACGAUGUUGAUAGCCAAGAUGACGAUGAUCAAAACAAUCCUAGCUUUUGUCAGUCUUUUUGUGCCAAAGCAAAAUAUUUAAUCCUUAUUUACUAAGUUACUAAGUCAUAUAUUAUGUUUAAAUAAAUGAA
This is a messenger RNA of Parasteatoda tepidariorum (common house spider), 5328 nucleotides long. RefSeq lists its product as uncharacterized. Gene Ontology annotation, molecular function: protein binding. The record is from RefSeq and is a predicted model, not a curated record. Lineage: Eukaryota; Metazoa; Arthropoda; Arachnida; Araneae; Theridiidae.